Messenger RNA from Cebus imitator (Panamanian white-faced capuchin), 3032 nucleotides. RefSeq names its product myelin associated oligodendrocyte basic protein (gene MOBP). Lineage: Eukaryota; Metazoa; Chordata; Mammalia; Primates; Cebidae. Gene Ontology annotation, cellular component: cortical actin cytoskeleton. Gene Ontology annotation, molecular function: myosin binding; actin binding. The transcript is spliced from 8 exons. Bases 224 to 685 code for a protein of 153 amino acids. The record is from RefSeq and is a predicted model, not a curated record.
ACUCAUCAAAAACACCUUGUGUAAUGAAAAACCCAGAUCUAUAACCUCUCCCUAUAUAUUCUGGAUGCAUUGAGGUAGGCUCAAACCCUCAGGGACCUGGUGUAGACGCAGGAUCUGUUUCACACAACUGCCAUUUGAAGGAAAAAAAAGAAGCAAAUGAUACCAAGACAAGCUCCUAAGAGAGAUCUAAUCAGCAGAUGUGUACGGAUGAAAAUACAGUGAGAUGAGUCAGAAAACGGCCAAGGAGGGUCCCAGACUCUCCAAAAACCAGAGGUACUCCGAGCACUUCAGCAUCCACUGCUGCCCGCCGUUCACCUUCCUCAACUCCAAGAAGGAGAUAGUGGAUCGGAAAUACAGCAUCUGUAAGAGCGGCUGCUUCUACCAGAAGAAGGAGGAGGACUGGAUCUGCUGCGCCUGCCAGAAGACCAGAACCAGGCGCCGCGCCACGUCCCCUCAGAGGCCCAAGAAACAGCCAGCUACGCCCCCCGCGGUGGUCAGAGCGCCAGCCAAGCCACGGUCCCCUCCGAGGUCAGAGCGUCAGCCACGCCCCCGCCCAGAGGUCCGACCGCCGCCCGCCAAGCAGCGUUCCCCUCAGAAGGCCAAGCAACCGCAGCGCAGCAGCCCCGUCCGAGGGCCGGGCGCCAGCCGCGGGGGGUCCCCCGUCAAAGCUCCUAGGUUCUGGUAACACCAUCUCUUCCCUUGUGCUCCCCCAGCCCUAAGAUUGAAAAGAAGGAUUAGGCCAACCCCAAAGAAGAAGUGACCAAGGAGGAGUUUAAAGUGAAUGAAUGGCCUCGGCUCCUGGACUCAUUGCUUCACAACCCAUCUACCCUUGGACAAGUUAUCUGGCUUCAAAUAUUAUGCAAGGGCAAACACCUGCUGAUGCAGCAACUGCUGAUGCUCAUGGUCCGCGUGGCAUGGGGGCCUCAGGGCAGCCUGCCUGGAGAUCUUGUCCCUGGCUGUUAACUCUGAUUCUUCCCAAACCAGCCCUACUCUGACUUACGCAGUUUCCUACCAUCAAACUGCCAGCAAUGACGCCUGCACUUGGAAGAUGCCAUCCCAUUGUCUUCUGACCUCUAUAAUUGCCACUGAGAGAUCUGCUGUCAGUCUGCUUAUCCUUCCAUGGACUCAAGUUUCUUCAAUCUGAAGAUAUAUGUCUUUCUUCAGGGACAUGUGGAAAAAAAAAAGAUGUUGCACAACCGUCAAAAUUGCAAAAAUAAAAAAAAAUCAAGUGUUGGCAAAGAUGUGGGGAAAAUUCUCAUAGCUACUGAUGAGAAUUUAUUAUGACACCUUUAAAUUGCAAUCUGGGGAUACUAGCAAAGGAGGAAAUUGUAUAACCUGUGAUGAAGCAAUUACAAUUUUAGGCACCCAUUCUAGAGAAAACUUGAAUUCAUAGAAAAAGGAGACACACAUAAAUCUGUUCGAUGAAUCAUUGGCAUUAAAAAGAGAAGAGAGAGUUAAAAAAUUUUUAACCAAAAUGUCCACCAAUAAAAUGAGUGAAUCACCUGUGGUAUAUUCAUAAAUAAAAAUCUUAAGUAGCAGUUAAAACAAAUCAGAUAUACACACAUUGAAUAGAUAAAUUUAGAGCACAAAAUGAGGAACAUAAAAAGCAAAUAGCAGAUGGCAAACAUAAUAUAAUGUACUAUGCAUAAAUUUUAACAAAGCACAAUAGUAUAUUGCAUAUUGCCCAAUAAGCAGAAGCCGUGAGGUCUCAUACUUUCCUUAUAAUACAAUAGAAUAAAAAUGACAACAAAGUAAAAGGGUAUCCCAAAAAUAAAACUAUCAGGAAAAAAAAAUUUUAAAUAACUCCUGGUUUGAAGAAAUAACAGAAAGUAAAAGCUAUCUAUAAAUGGUUAACAAUUUUAGGUGGUCAUAUUUGUUUGAAGAGAUAGGUGGAAUAUAGAUGACAAGCCUGGGGUAUCUUCAAGGUUAUACGUCUUAGAAAACAAAAAUACUUGUUUGGGUUUAAUUUUGGAUCUGGUCUCGUUCUUGUGGCUCCAGAUGAUUUCUGACAUGGAGAAAAAUGGGGAAGAGUUGAAAUACAUCCUUCCACCCAAACCCUCCUUUAGUAAUAGCUAAGAAAAUGCAGAAGAAAAUAGAAUGUUGCAGAAUGUGGAGGGAUGUAAAAUGGACAGUACUAGGGUAGAGGGAAGCUCAGAUUACAGGAAAGAAAGAGCACUUGAGAACCAUCUUGUGCUAGGAACUGCUGUGUCCAAGCACAGUCAGAUGCCAAAAGAUCCAACAAGGCCAUGGCUCUGUGCCCUUGAGUGAGCACAACCAUUCCUAGCCAAGUUUAAGAGGCAAGUAAAAAUAUGGGAGCAAUGUCAGACAAAGUCUUGUUCAAGUUAUGGGGCUAGGAUGAGAGAGAAUGCCACAGAGUAGGGAGGAAGAGCGAUAGAUCCAGGUGAAAUACAGCUCAGAGUGCCAUGACCCCAGGAAGAAGAAUCAGGCAAGUACUGUCCCAAGGCAGCUAGAGGGUGAGGGCAGAGUGUCCUGGUUUCCUUACUUGGGGAUACCAUGGCUAUCUGUGGAAAUUCCAAUAAAAAGGCAGGAAAAUUUGACUGGAUGGAAUCCAGGUAGAAAUGUUUCUCUUGCCUAAAUUCAGGUGCUAAAUAAACAACAAAAUGGUAACCUCUGCUAUGAAGCAUUUCCAAUAAUGGGAUAUCUGAGGCCAUUACCUUCCUGGAAUAACAUGGUGAGGUGCAGAGUGGUGGUGGUGGUGAAACAUUCGCCAGACCACGGUAAGUGAGAGCAAAUUACUGGCCCGGCCCAACCCACACCUAAUAAGAAAUUUAAUAUCCCUUUGGCCUGUUUUAGAUUUUGGCAAAGCUAGGCCCAUAGUCAGCGCUUGCUGGGCUCUCCCUUCCACACCAUCCAGAAAACGUACAUUUACUGUGGAAUGAUUGUGGAGGUGAGAGUAUAGUGCAUAUUAAUUCAUGCAAAAAAUUAGAUGUUAGUGCAGAAAUGUAAAUGACAAGAAACUACUGAAUUCUCUGUCUGUUGUGGAAAUAAAACCUUCUGGGGAUGAAUCAAAA